Molecule: messenger RNA, 1906 nt
Organism: Cyprinus carpio (common carp)
Lineage: Eukaryota; Metazoa; Chordata; Actinopteri; Cypriniformes; Cyprinidae
Product: high mobility group protein B3-like
Biological process (GO): regulation of transcription by RNA polymerase II
Molecular function (GO): DNA binding, bending
Source: RefSeq, a predicted model, not a curated record
CCAAUGGCGAGGAAUGGAGGUUGUUUUGAAUCGGCGAGACUGCCUAGCCAAUCAGGCCGGUCUCGUGUUGAGCUAGCGCGAGGCUGAGCGCGUGGGGUUUAAAGAGGAGAGAGAAGAGAAGACAGUGGCGAGCUUUCAGUCAACUCAACAACACAGAUUGAAAUACAGCACACGAGAAGACUUUAUUGGAUAUAGGCACCUCUCAUCUCACAAAAAUGGCAAAAGGAGACCCAAGGAAGCCCAAGGGCAAGAUGUCUUCUUAUGCCUACUUCGUUCAGACAUGCAGAGAGGAGCACAAGAAGAAAAGCCCCGAGAUUCCAGUCAGCUUUUCAGAAUUCUCCAAAAGAUGCUCUGCAAGAUGGAAGGCAAUGUCCGAUAAAGAGAAGUCCAGGUUUGAUGACAUGGCCAAACAGGAUAAGGUGCGUUAUGAUCAAGAGAUGAUGCACUACAUGCCUGGUGGCAAGAGAGGCAAAAAGAAGGAUCCCAAUGCACCCAAGAGACCAGCCUCUGGAUUUUUCCUGUUCUGCUCGGAACAUCGUCCACAAAUCAAGGCUCAGUAUCCCAGCUUGGGCAUCGGAGACGUGGCCAAAAAACUCGGCGAGAUGUGGAACGGCCUCACAGAUGCCACCAAACAGCCCUAUCUGAUAAAGGCCAACAAGCUGAAGGAUAAGUACCAAAAGGAUGUUGCGGACUACAAGACGAAGGGCAAGGUUGGGGCGGUGUCCAUGGGCAUGGGAAUGAUGGGGAAUGGUAUGGCUCCAAAACCCGUGAUGAAGAGCAAUAUGGAUGAUGAAGAGGAGGAUGAUGAGGAGGAAGACGAAGAAGAGGAUGAUGAUGAAUAUGAUGAUGAUGAAUAGACUGUCAUUUUUCUGUGUUUGGUCAAUUAUGAUUACAAUAACUUUUUCUCCCCAUUGAAGUCCAAUAGAUACGGAAUACACUGGUGGUCUUUCAUAGCCCCGUUGUUGUUUUAAUAGAGGUGGAAUGUGUAGUGUGCUGUUGGUGAGAGACUUACUAACACAGUUUCUUACUUCCAGCUUUGUGUGCGUGCGAGUGCAUGUGCACAUGUCAAGAUCUCACUUCAUCAUGGUAGCCCAGUGUCUUCCGAGCCCAUCUUUGUAACCUUUUACCAACUGUAUAACAGAUGGCCUUUUAAACAAGUAAUACCCUUCCUGUAUAUGUAAAUCCCUGACCUAUAUAUAUUUUUGUUUGUUUGUUUGUUUGUUUAAGAGGUUCCUGAGUGUGUAGCUCUGUGUAUGGUUGACAUUGAGUAGAUAUUGUUUAUGAUCGUAGUAUGUUGCAUGUGGAAAGGUGUCAUAGUUUGGAACUGUGCACCGACAUCGGACAUUUCAUGCUGAAACCAUCAUUAGCUUCCUCUUCCUUGUCCAGUUUAGGAAAAAAUCAGUGCAAAAGAGCAGUUGCCACCAGCACGUUAGUUAGUCCUGUUGCAGGGGUGUGCACUAUAUGUUGUUUACUAUACUACAUGAAAUAUUAGCACAUCCACGAUCAAUGUAGGAGAGAUAUUUGUAUUAUCUUUCUUAUAUAUUAACUGUUGUGUGAUCUAGGAAUGCACUAUAGAAAUACUGAUUUGUGUAAACUGCUAAUGCCAGGUCAAAAUGUUACAGUAUGGAGCAGAAAAGAACUAUUAGAACUCUUGAAAUUUGGAGUAAAAAAUACAAAGUUAUCAUUGCGGGAAAAAAAUAAUCACUGAUUAUACCUAAACAAUGUAAAAUGUCAGUACUGGCCAGUAUUGAUAUGGUCACUGAUAUAUUGUGCAUCCCUAGUUUAAUUCUUAUAUUUUGUUGAAUAUAAAGUAAGAAACAAUGCUGAUGAUAAGCCUGUACUUAUCUUGUAUCUAUGAUUUUCAUUUUAUAUGUUUGAGGUUUGCAAUUAAAUUGAAACAUUUUUA